AUGGAUGAAACCACGCUAUUAAACCACUAUAAGAUCCUCUCGUUGUAUCCCUCCGAGUACCCCGUCGAAAAGGACAACGAGGACAACGAGGACUCCGACGGCGACGACAUACAUGAACCACCCUCGCGGGUCACCUCGAAAUCCAUAGCCCAGGUCCCGGUGCAGCGCUCGAGAUCACGGUAUUCCAUCCUCGAACGCCCGAAUGGCCGAAGGAGCAUCGCCGGGUUUGAGAAGACCAAGGAAGGGGCGGAUAAUUUGGUGCAGAAGGAUGAACCGGAUCCGCUAGGGAGCAGCAUGAGCGUGGUGAACGUUUUACGGUCGACAGGACUACCGGUGGAGCAGGAUAUGAAGUUAAGGAACAAGUUCCUCCUUUCGUCAACCACCUUCAAUCCCUCCCUAUUCCUCUCCCACAUCCACAACAAUGACUCCACCCAAGACCUCAUGCAAGGUCUCGAGUUCCUCUCCCACUCCAUCGAGAAGAAGUCCGCCUCCCUGAAAGUUCUGGUCGAGUCCAACUUCGAGCGCUUCGUCCGCGCCAAAGCCACCAUCGACACCGUCUACAACGAGAUGCGCGGGAAAAACACCGAGACAUCGCCGGACCCUUCCCAUAAACGCAAGCACUCCCGGAAUCUAAGUAGAAAUAGUAUCGGCGGUCAUUUCCGGAAUAGCAGCGGGGCAUUCAGCCCUCGGCUCGGAGUCGACAACGGGCGGUCCACCACGCCGGAAAAGCGGAAGAACGCCCUUCUAAAAGAGAACGAUUACGGCGUCGCUCCAAUCAAAGCCCCGAUCCUCGAAGUCGCGGUGCGCGCCGAGGAGGUAUGGGGCCCGGCGCUGGGCAGCCGCGAUAAAGAGGAGACGCUCCGGGCGAUCCUGGGGGCGGUAGAGAAACACCGCGCGAUCUUCGAGCUGAGCGUGUCGAUCGCGGACUCGAUCAAACGGCGCGACAACGAUAGCAUCGUGGAGGAGUAUGCGCGGGCGCGGAAGUACGCGGACGAUGCGCGGGCGAUGGUGGAGGGGGCGUUGGAGAGCGGGGUGCAGAUGCAGGAUCGGGAGAUCGAACAGGUCAUCGUCACCGCGCGGAUGUGGAACGAUGUGGAAAGCCAGGUGGCGAAGUUCAAGCAGGGGGUGUGGAAUCGGUUGGCGGGGACGCAUUUCACGAGGCCCGGGACGGCGGUGGAGGAGAAUGAGCCGGAGGAGCAUAUGGAACUGAUUAGCAUCCUGCUGGAGCUGGGGGUGGACGAUAACCCCAUUUGGAUAUGGUUGCUGAGUCGGUAUGAUUUCUUGAAGAAUAAGAUCAUCGCGACGGCCGAGCGGUCGAAAAUCGAGGUUGAAAUUCUCCGACGAAGGCUUGCGAGUGGGGAGAGGCCGAGUAUGAAGAUGAUCGCGACGCAUUUACGGUCGGCAGGAAGUCAUGGGAAACCCUCGAAUUUAGCGACGUUCGACUCGACGAAAGUGCUGGAGUUCUGGGAACAUUUAUACACCACCAUGAACGCCAUGUUGUCCGCGCAAGGCGGCAUCUUGGGCGAAGUCAUCGAAUAUUGGGCGACGGCCGAAUCCUUCAUCAACGGCAAAGCCCAACAAUCCCUCCCCCCCGGCAUCGACGGCCACGGCAUCCGCCACCACCGCCUCUCCACCGCCGGCGUCGACAGCCUCCGCACCGGCGCCCGCGAACUCAUCUCCCUCAUCCGCGACAGCAUACACGCCAUCUUCUCCGAUCCCCCCACGGAAGACAUCUCCCUCCUCCUCUCCCCCAUCCCCAACAGCCCUGGCACCCCACGGACCCCUGCGUCCGCUACCCUCCCCCCCUUCAGCGACACCCGCUUCCAAUUCGACCCGCAGCACCUCCCGCCCCCGUCCCCCCUCCGCGGCGACCCCUGGGAGUCCUACUCCUUCUGGCCCCCCUUCGCCAAUUCCCUCAGCGCCGCCCACUACCUCGGCCGCCUCCUCAACCUCCUCGGCACUGCCGCCAGCGAAAUGGCCUCCCUCAGCAUCAUGCGCGACGGCACCGGCGCACGGCCGACCGAGUCGCUGAAGGCGCUGAUCAACGUCGCGCGGGAGCGGUGCGUGGCCGCGGUGUGCGCGGCGUGGGUGGCGGACGCAGAGAACGCGCGGGUACUGGAAGAUUGGACGCGCAGCGCGGACGCGAAGGAGCUGACGAACCUGCCAACGCGGCUGAUGGCGUUCGAAGGGACAGUGCUGGGGAGCAUGCAGCGGAUGCUGUACGUGAGCGAGGCGAUGAAUCGGCAGGGGUCGAGCGAGGUGGUGGUGCCGCCGAGCGCGAAGUUGCUGCAGCAGGUGCGGCAGCAGUUCGUGGGGAGCUUGUAUAAGGCGCUCAGUGGGAUUGUGGAGAAUGCGAAGAGGCCGCGGAAGGCGGAGAGGGAGAUGUGGGAGGUGGAUCCGGAUAGUUUGUUGGCACCGGCGAAUAAGGCGGGGAGAGUAGAAUCAGGAAGCGUGGUGGAUUCCUCGAACGCGAACACCCGCAUCCUCCUCACCCUCAGCAACCUCAACGCCAUCCGCCACGACAUCGUUCCCCACCUCAUCACCCAAUUUGAAACCGACUUCUCCGUCCAACUCGCUUCCGAAACCUCCACCAUCGCCGACCUUCUUUCCCAAAUCGACGCCCAACUCUUCCACAGCUACGUCGACCCCCUCGCCGCCUCCCACCGCGCCCUCCUCUUCGCCGCCAUCCCUUCCCCCGACUGGGCCCCGACGCAAAAACCCACCGCCACCUCCUCCUACGUCUCCGACGUCCUCCUCUCCCUCGUCCUCACGCACACCGAGGUCGCCAGCGCCGCGUCCCCGCUCCUUCCACGCAUCCUGCAGCACCUCCUCGAGCAGCUAUUCGAGGCGAUGAUCGGGGCACUGGGGGAAAGGAAGCGGUAUCCGCUGCCGGCGCUGAUGCAGGCGACUAUCGACUGCGAGUUCACGGCGCAGACGCUGAUGGCGUACACGACGAACAAGGUGACGGAGUUGCAGGGGGCGAUUUAUCCGAUGCUGGACGGGAAGACGGAUCAUGAGGCGCGGUUUCAGUUGAAGAAUGAGUUGCCGGAGAUGAAGAUGACGUUGAAGCGGUUGAAGGAGAGUACCCAGGGAGAAUUGUGA
This is a messenger RNA of Eremomyces bilateralis CBS 781.70, 3102 nucleotides long. Its product is annotated as exocyst complex component Sec5. The coding region runs from base 1 to 3102 and encodes 1033 amino acids. The transcript is spliced from 3 exons. Lineage: Eukaryota; Fungi; Ascomycota; Dothideomycetes; Eremomycetales; Eremomycetaceae. The record is from RefSeq and is a predicted model, not a curated record. Gene Ontology annotation, cellular component: exocyst. Gene Ontology annotation, biological process: Golgi to plasma membrane transport; exocytosis.